Molecule: messenger RNA, 3090 nt
Organism: Equus caballus (horse)
Lineage: Eukaryota; Metazoa; Chordata; Mammalia; Perissodactyla; Equidae
Source: RefSeq, a predicted model, not a curated record
AGGCGUCCCGACGUGGUGGCUGGUCCCCCGCAUCCCUCCAUCCCUCCCCACCCUCCCCGCUUCCCUCUCCUCCUUCCUCCCUCGCUCCGGCCCCGUUGCUCUUCCUCCCCCCUCCCCCCUCCACCCCGGGCCCGCUCCCUACCUCGUCCCGGCCAGCUGUGCCCAGCGUUUGUUGGUCGCCCUGCGCCCAGCCCUCCGGCCAGCCUUCUGCGGGCCCCACCGCGAUGGAGCUGCCUCAGCCGGAGCCCGCGCCUGGCCUGGCUCUCAGUCCGGCCGGCGCGCGCGGUGGCGCCGAGCGUCCGGGCCACCUCCCGGGACUCCGGCUGGGAGCUCAUGGCUUCCUGGGGUCCCCGAAGCGCGCGGCCGCUUCCUCGCCGGUCACCACCCUCACCCAGACCAUGUACAACCUCGCCGGGCUUGGCAGCGAGACCCCAAAGACUCAGGUAGGCAGCCUGCUGACACGCCUAUCCCUGUCCCGGCGGGCGUCUGAAUCCUCCCUGUCGUCUGAGUCCUCUGAAUCUUCUGAUGCAGGUCUCUGUAUGGAUUCUCCCAGCCCCAUGGACCCCCAGAUGGCGGAGCAGACGUUUGAACAGGCCAUCCAGGCAGCCAGCCGGGUCAUUCGAAAUGAGCAGUUUUCCAUCCGGCGCUUCCAGUCCUUGCCGGUGAGGCUUCUGGGUCACAGUCCUGUACUACGGAACAUCACCAACUCCCAAGCGUCCGGCAGCUGGAGGAAAAGCGAGGCAUGCAGCCGAGCUGCCCACAGCUCUGGGGAGGACAAAGAGAAUGAUGGAUUUGUCUUCAAGAUGCCAUGGAAGCCCACACAUUCCAGCCACGCCCAUGCUCUGGCAGAGUGGGCCAGCCGCAGAGAAGCCUUUGCCCAGAGGCCAAGCUCGGCCCCCGACCUGAUGUGUCUCACCCCUGAGCGCAAGAUAGAAGUAGAGGAGCUGAGUCCCCUGGCCCGAUACUGCUUCUCCCUGACCCCCACCAAGGGGGCCACCGAGGAGGAUGAUGGAUUCGUGGACAUCCUGGAGAGUGACUUAAAGGAUGAAGAUGCAGUCCCUCCAGGCAUGGAGAGCCUCAUUAGCGCCCCACUGGUCAAGACCUCGGAAAAGGAAGAGGAGCAGGACCUGAUCAUGCACAGCAAGUGCCAGCGGCUCUUCCGCUCUCCAUCCAUGCCCUGCAGCGUGAUCCGGCCCAUCCUCAAGAGGCUGGAGCGGCCCCAGGACAGGGACCUGCCCAUACAGAACAAGCGGAGGAGGAGCGUGACCCCUUCAGAGGAGCAGCGGGAGGCCGAGGAACCUAAAGCCCGCGUUCUCCGCUCGAAGUCAUUGUGUCACGAUGAGAUUGAGAACAUCUUGGACAGUGACCACCGUGAACUGAUUGGGGAUUACUCCAAGGCCUUCCUCCUACAGACUGUGGAUGGAAAACACCAAGACCUCAAGUACAUCUCACCAGAAACGAUGGUGGCCCUGCUGAUGGGCAAGUUCAGCAACAUCGUGGAGAGGUUUCUGAUUGUGGACUGCAGAUACCCGUACGAGUAUGAAGGAGGGCACAUCAAGACUGCUGUGAACCUGCCCCUGGAACGGGAUGCCGAGACCUUCCUGCUGCAGAGCCCUAUCACUCCCCGUAGUUUGGACAAGAGAAUCAUCCUCAUUUUCCACUGUGAAUUCUCAUCUGAGCGCGGGCCCCGCAUGUGCCGUUUCAUCAGGGAAAGAGACCGCGCCGCCAACGACUACCCCAGCCUCUACUAUCCUGAGAUGUAUAUCCUUAAAGGCGGCUACAAGGAGUUCUUCCCACAGCACCCGACCUUCUGUGAACCCCAGGACUACCGGCCCAUGAACCAUGAGGCCUUCAAGGACGAGCUGAAGACCUUCCGCCUCAAGACGCGCAGCUGGGCUGGGGAGCGGAGCCGGCGGGAGCUCUGCAGCCGCCUGCAGGACCAGUGAAGGGCCGGCGACAGUCCCACCUGCCUUCCUUGCCUCGCGUGGCCUGGGCGCCAGCCGCCCAGUGGCCUGCAGGGCCGAGGGUCUGCCGGAGGCCCCAGGUGCUGUCCAGGGGAAACACGGCGAGGGUGUCCUGUCCGUCUGUCCCUCGCCCCAUCUCCUGUCUCACUCCAACCAUACUUCAUAUUCUGGUGCUCCCCCCCUCCCCUCACCCCUGGAAGAGCCCAGCCUGUUGAAAUUGGAUUAAGUCCAGCUCAAAGGAAGUAUUUUGUGUCCAUCAGGAGCCUUUUUGCUUUCUUUCUUCCUUGUUUGGGUUAGCCCUUUGUCUUCCUGUGUCCAGAAGGCCCCCUUUUUUCCCAGGGGCUUUGUUUGUAUGUACGAGGCUGGGGGAAACCUACCCCACCCCCCAGGAGGGGCCGAGGCUGCGCUGCUCCCUACCCUGGGAGUGAGCCCUGUGCCUGGCCUUCUGCAGCUCUCCUGGGGGUGUCUGCCAUGUUCCCUCCCUCCUGUCCCUCCACACGAACACUUCCAGCACAGACGUAAGCUCUUACUCUUUCCUGUUUCAGUGUUACCUGCUUGAUUUGUUGGUCUGAUUUUCUGUCAUCUCAGGAUAUUCACAGGCUGAGGUUUAGGUUCCCCCUGUGCAGUUGGGGUUAGAGACUCAAAUGUUAAUUACUGGCCCCGGCUUCUUUGCCUCAGAAAGGGAUAUUGUUAUCCUUGGGGGCCCUCGGUGAGGGCUACGGCCUGCAUCCUGAGCCCGCUGCAAGCCCGGCUCCCACUGCUGUGAACCCUGGGGCCUGACUGGUCAGGACCUGCUGCUGUCUUGUCCUGGACGGACGGAUGAAUGGAUGGAUGGAUGGAUGGCCGUGGAUGCACAAUGCCUUGCACACACAAACCCGCGGAGUGGAAGCAUUUCAGUGAGUGUGACAGCCUGUGGCAGGGAUAUAUGUGUAUCUGUGUGGACAAAAUCUUUACACUUUAAGGUUUGGAAAUAUUCAAGAGGAAACGUCACAGAAGCAGCUAAACCAAGGACAGAGCCACGUCUGGAUUCUGAAUCUCAGGAUGUGGGAAGGGCUGUGUAGAAGCCCUGAUGAGUCACCUGCUAGGGCUUUGUUUCAAUAAAGCACUGAGCAAGUUGAGUAACCAG